This is a messenger RNA of Calliphora vicina (urban bluebottle blowfly), 1180 nucleotides long. RefSeq names its product retinol dehydrogenase 14. The coding region runs from base 151 to 1014 and encodes 287 amino acids. NCBI's taxonomy places the organism in Eukaryota, Metazoa, Arthropoda, Insecta, Diptera, Calliphoridae. The record is from RefSeq and is a predicted model, not a curated record. The transcript has 3 exons.
UUGACCAGUCUUAUAGAAAUCGUUCAAGGCGAAGGUUGUGAAGAAGUUUUAAUAAAGUUUUUAUUUUUUCUUAUUUUUGUUUGUGUAAACUAAAAGCAGACACAUUUUUAAUAAAAUUAUUUUACAGUAGAUUAAUUUUACAAGACAAAUAUGCAAGGAAAAACUGUAAUCAUUACUGGUGCCAACAGUGGUAUUGGCAAGGAAACUGCCCGUGAUUUGGCCAAACGUGGUGCUCGCAUUAUUAUGGCUUGCCGCAAUUUGGAAACCGCCAAUGCUGUUAAAGAGGAAAUUGUCAAGGAGACUGGCAACGAUAAAUUGAUUGUGAAGAAAUUGGAUUUGGGCAGCUUCAAGUCGAUACGUGAGUUUGCCGCCGAUAUUGUUAAGAAUGAAAAGAAAAUCGAUGUACUCAUACACAAUGCCGGUAUGGCUUUGGCCUUCCGUGGCCAGACCAGUGAGGAUGGCAUUGAAUUGACCAUGGCCACCAAUCAUUAUGGUCCAUUUUUGUUGACCCACUUGUUGAUCGAUGUUCUGAAGAAGAGUACUCCCGCACGUAUUGUGAUUGUAGCCUCCGAAUUGUAUCGUUUAGCUUCGGUGAAUCUUAACAAAUUGAAUCCUAUUGGCACCUUCCCAGCUGCUUAUUUGUACUAUGUCUCCAAGUAUGCCAACAUUUACUUUGCCCGCGAAUUGGCUAAACGUUUGGAAGGUUCCGGUGUCAGUGUUAACUUCUUGCAUCCCGGUAUGAUUGAUUCUGGCAUUUGGCGUAACGUACCCUUCCCCUUGAACUUGCCCAUGAUGGCCAUUACCAAGGGUUUCUUUAAGACCACCAAGGCUGGUGCCCAAACCACCAUCUAUUUGGCUACAUCCGAUGAGGUGGCCAAUGUUCAUGGCAAAUAUUUUAUGGACUGCAAAGAGGCUACUUUAAAUCCUGCCGCUAUGGACGAGGAAAAGGGCAUGAAGAUCUGGGAAGAAUCAGUGAAAUUGGUCAAAUUGACUCCUCAGGAUCCAAAAAUCUAAACGUAACGUUUUGAGACUGAGUGUUUUUUUAUCAGCUAUAAGUAGGUUUGUUUUAUUUUAAUGUGUAAUUUGUGGUAUCUACAGUCUUUAAAAAUAUGUAUUUUAAGUUCUACUUUUUAAUGACUUUUUUUAAAAAAUAAAUAAAGAAAAUUUAAAAAAAAACAAA